Messenger RNA from Betta splendens (Siamese fighting fish), 2094 nucleotides. Its product is annotated as tripartite motif-containing protein 16-like. Bases 1 to 1686 code for a protein of 561 amino acids. NCBI's taxonomy places the organism in Eukaryota, Metazoa, Chordata, Actinopteri, Anabantiformes, Osphronemidae. Gene Ontology annotation, molecular function: zinc ion binding; ubiquitin-protein transferase activity; protein binding. The transcript is spliced from 7 exons. Gene Ontology annotation, biological process: protein ubiquitination. The record is from RefSeq and is a predicted model, not a curated record.
AUGGCAGCAGCAACCAUUUCCAUCGAACAGGACCAGUUCAGUUGCCCGGUGUGUCUGGAGAUCCUGCGGGACCCGGUCACGGUCCCGUGCGGCCACAGCUACUGCCUGGACUGCAUCGAAGAGUACUGGGACCGGCCGAAGCAGAGGGGCCACAGCAGCUGCCCCCAGUGCCGCAGGGUGUUCAGCCCCAGACCCCAGCUGAGCCGGAACACGGUCCUGGGCGAAGUGGUGGAAACGUUCCAGCGGAGCCGCCUGCUCAACCCCGACGUGUGCAGCGUCUGCUCGGGGAGGAAAAGCAAAGCCGUCAAGUCCUGCCUGCGCUGCUCCGAGUCCUACUGCGCCACGCACCUCCGAGCCCACGACGAGCGCUUCCACGGGAAGUCCCACCAGCUGAUCCCGGCUCCGGGCGAGCAGGCGGAGGCGCUGUGCCCGCAGCACGACAAGGCGCUGCGGCUGUACUGCCGCACCGACCAGCGGUGCGUGUGCUCGCAGUGCGUGAGGGACAAACACAAGGGCCACGAGGCCGCGUCCGUGGCGGACGAGCGGACGGCGCAGCAGAAAAAACUCCAAGAAGCUUCUCUGAGGUCUGUGCAGAAGCUGAAGGAUGCCGAGAAGGAGCUUCGAUACGUUGUCAAAUACAUCAAGCACUCGACAGAGGCAGCGGUGGAGGAGAGCGAGAGGAUGUUUUCCAAGCUGAUCCGCUCCAUAGAGAAGCGGAGCUGCGAGGUGACGGAGGUGAUCAGAGGCCAGGAGAGAGCAGCUGUCAGUCAGGCUGAGGAGCUGCUGCAGGAGAUCCAGAGGGAGAUGGUGGAGCUGAGGAGGACAGAUGCGGAGCUGGAGAAGCUGUGUCGCUCCGACGACCACGUCCAUUUCCUCCAGAGAAUCAAGACCCUUCACUUCCCUACGACCACUGUGGAGAUGCCCAGCACCGAUUCCACUUCGUAUCGAAUGUACAAAACCAUGAAGAAGGCCCUGGUGGAGCUGAAGGAGAGUCUGGAUGAAACGUUUGAAGUCGAGUUCAACAGAAUCUCUGACAAAGCAAUUUCACUGAAGGAAACUAGCAGCUACACAAACAGCAUCUCCAAGACCAGAGUAAAAGAAAAAGACGUGCCACACGACUUUGAACCGAAAACAAGAGCUGAUUUUCUACAAUAUUACAGCGAUUUAAGCCUGGAGCCGAACACGGCCAACUCUUACUUAUGCAUCUCUGACGACCGCAGAGCGGUGACGACGCGCUCGGAGCCGCAGCCCUACCCGGACCACCCGGACCGAUUCACCAGCUGGGCCCAGGUGCUGUGCCGCGCUGGGAUGGCUGGUCGCUGCUACUGGGAGGUGGAGUGGGCCGGGAGCGGCGGCGUUUCCGUCGGCGUCUGCUACAAAACCAUGAGCAGGAGCGGAGGAGGCAGCGACAGCAAGCUGGGACACAACUCCAAGUCCUGGAGCCUGGACUGCUCCCACUCCAUGUGUUCGUUUCAGCACAACAAGGAGAGCUUGAGCAUGGAGGCGACCUGCAGCAGCCGGGUUGGGGUGUACCUGGACUACAGGGGCGGGACGCUGUCCUUCUACAACGUCUCUGACUCCAUGGUUCUGCUUCACAGAGUCAACAUCACCUUCAGCCAACCUGUGUAUCCUGGGUUCUGGGUGGGGUUGGGUUCUACUUUGAGGCUGUGCUCAUCAAAGCUCUAACUGUUUAGCCUGCUGAAGAUGUGGUGGAAACAUUUCUGUUUUACAAUGAGACGGAGGUUUGUGCUCAAAUCUUAGCUUUUUAUAACCGUACAAGCUGCAACGCUUUAGUCGAGCUUAGAUCUUAUUCAAGGCAGCAACGUCUACACUCUGGACCUGCAGACAAACAAACAAAUGUCAAGGUGUAGUUUAAACACAUGAAGGAGAUUUCAGAAAAAAGUAUUUAUAAUUUUCUGUAAACAAUGGUAGAAUUAGCAAUGAGAAACAGACUGACUGGGUUUGGGAGUUGCUGACAUUCCAUCCAAUAAUUGUUUGUAGUCACAACAUUUUUUACCAGGUCACAAAAAGGUUUCACUGCGUUUACACCCAUUACAUCCCAGUGGAAUGUUAAUAAAUAUCUGCAACAACUGA